GUUCGCCCCCAGGAAUGUGAGAGCUGGUUUAUAUGUGAAGCACAGAGAAGCCUUUCAAACAGAACUCAUGGAUAACACACACUGAGGAGUUUAGUGUGAAUCCUACAGGUCCCCAUUCAUCCAGACACACAGAAGAGCCAGCUCACCCUCUCCUGCUGCAGUCAGAGAGAAAUCUGCUUUUCUAACCCUAGAAUAAUGUAAGAUGACAUCCUUAGUUUAUCUGUUGCUACUGUAUUAUUAUUAUUUUUUUUGCAUUGCUACUUUGUUGGUUUGGAUUAACAGCAAAUUGUGGUACUUCCAUUCUGUGCAAUUCUAACUGUGCUACAAUACUGAUACAGCAAGUGUUAUUGGAGAUAUUAACUGACACUUCAUCAAAAUGAUGUUAACUCUGUAUUGCAUGAGAUUGACAUGAGCUGAUUUUGUUACUGUGAUGUGAUGCUUAAUUAUUUAUGAUUUUAUAAAGUAUUAGUAAUAGUGUUAUAUUUCUAGGUUAGGUUAGGUUUAGUUUUCUUUUUUAUUAUUUGAGUUAUAUUUUUUUUGGUGAUUCCAAGUGUUGAUUCUUCUUGGUAAAAAUUCUUGCAUUUGGAAAUAGAAUUCUGCCUGUUUGGUCUGCUGAAGCUAAUUGCCUGUUGAUUUAUGGCAUGCCAGUAUUUUAACAUUCACUGUACUAUAGAGGAUAAGACAGUUCAGUCAGCAGUUCCACAACUAGGCACAACUACUUGUUUUGGAAAAAGUUAUCCCAUGUUCUGUCUGUUCCAUUCAGCAAUUGUUUUUUAAAACAUAUAUUCUAAUGAUAAAUAUUACAGUCGUUUUACUGUCAGCAUAUACAUUUUCUGUUUGCAUAUGGUGAAGUCAUUUUCUUUUCUAUAUAUUUUGGUUUCAAGUGAUCCUUUACUUAUUAUUUGGUUGAGUGGGAACUUGAAUAUAACUUGUCUUGUAUAGUUGCAAUAUAUUCUCAUUAUACUAAAAAAUAAUACUAGGAAAAAAAUAUUUUCUUAAAUGAUCCCCUUUUUUGCUCACACAUAGAAGUUAUUCUAUAAUUUUCAGUUUUUUAUUUCUUUAUUAUUGUUUUUUUUUAACUAGUGCAGAUUUGUAGACAAAUAUUGCCAUAUAAUUGAGUUUUAUUUAUAAAAAUUUUGAUUUGUGGAAAACUGGCAAAGGCAUUGCAAAUUUAAAAAAAAAAAAUCUUUAUUUUUCUAGUUCUGCUAUAUUGAUCUAAAAUUUGUCAUCCUCUUGUCAGUGCUUCACAGUUUAGCGAAUAAUUCCCUUAGAUUAUUCAGUAUAAUUUGUGACUUGCUGCUGACACAAAGAAAUUGCUUUCUUAUGGUUACAAGCUGUUAAAAUGCCUUGGCACGUGUAAUGUCUGAGUGUUUAAUUAGUAGAGCAAGUUUUAGUGUGUUAGACAGCUGGUUUUCAUGAUAAGUGUGUUAAUCUAUCCAAAUAUGUGUUUUUCAGAGUUCUCCACGUUUUUACUGUAUAGAAAUAAUGAAGGGACUUUUUCUAUUGUUGAUGUUGGCUGUUUGUCAGACAUACCAAGCAGCAGGUAAGCUGAAAAAAUAACUGUUCCUUUGUCAUUGUUGCUUAUUUAACCUUUGUAUGGAAUGGCAUAGAUUACCUGCCAGCCUAGUGACUUCAUGAAUUUUCAGUGAUCCAAAAGAUAAACGAGAUGUGGCAUCUCUCUUAUAGAGGUAUCCAAUACCAGUCAACAAAGGACCGUAAAAAAAUAAAAAUAAAAUAAUAAUACAAACAGUAAUUUUGGGGAUAGCGUCUCUAAUAGUGGUGCAAUCUGUUUGCACCAGUCCACUGGUUUCUAUAGCGAUAGCUACUGUUUUGGAACUUUGCCCCAGAACUACUCUACGGAAUGUUAGGAUUCCCAAAAGUCAAUUGGUAUUUUUAGUGAAUGUACGGGAUGGGAUGGUAUUUAUCCCACAAUCAAGUGUAAUUUCUAACAUGCCUGUGUUAAACGUGUUUAUUUAAAAAAAAAAAAAAAAAUGUAUAGAACAGUAAAAUAUAUACAUUAAAAUAUACAUUGAAGUUUCAUAACGUAUUAGAGCAGGAGGUACAUGCAGCACUGUGUUACUCAAGCAUAAAUUAAAUUUGGCUAGGAUAUAAAGGUCACAUUCUUAGCAAAGAUAAUAUCAGGUUAUCCCCUUCUAUAUUUCACUACAUGAGGAAUCACUUUAUUCUCCAAUAUGUGAAAUUACUGUGUAGAUUUUAACCCUGUGAGCACUAGCACAAAUGUGUUGUUUUAAUAUAUACAGGCAUUGCCUUCAGAAAAAAUUCCAUGUUAUAAUUACUAUUCAUUAAGGUUCUGUUACAGAGUUGUGUGGUUUAUUCUUCUAGUCACUUGAAAUACUUAGAACAAAUUAGCCGACUAGGCUGAACUUCGCAUUUUUCCCAACUUUAUUAUAUUAGUCUAAGUUGUGAAAGUUUGUAAUCUGUUCAAAUCGACACAUUGUUUGGUGAAUAAAGUUAUAAAUAUUUUUUCCAGUUUUUGAAGUUGACAUGGUUCAAGAACACAACUUUAUUCUUUACACAUGUUUUGUUUUAUACAGAGCCUGGAAAUGAUGAUAACAGUGUAUUCGAUCUCUUUGAGUUAACGGGGUUUACCCGUAAGGCUGGUUCCCGAAAACCUGCCGGAGUCCAUUUAGUAAAGGGUCCUGAUACAUCAAGCCCAGCCUACAGAAUUGAAAAUGCUGAUCUGAUUCCCCCAGUUCCAGAUCAUAAAUUUCAGGAUCUGCUCGAUGCAGUCCGUGCAGAACGUGGCUUCAUUCUACUGGCUACUUUGCGCCAAGCGAAGAAGACUCGAGGAACACUUCUGUCUGUAGAAAGGAAGGAUGGGUCUGGGCAUGUUUUCAGUCUGGUAUCCAAUGGUCGUGCUGGUACUCUAGACUUGAGUCUAAGUGGUGAAGGCAAGCAACAGGUGGUUUCUGUUGAAGAUGCUCUACUGGCUACUGGCCACUGGAAGAAUAUCACUCUAUUUGUACAGGAAGACCGUGCCCAGUUGUACGUAGGAUGUGACAAGAUGGAAAACGCUGAACUAGAUGUCCCCAUUCAGAAUAUUUUCAAUGGAGAUUUGGCAAGCACUGCUAGGCUCAGGGUAGCAAAAGGAGGAGUAAAAGAUAACUUCGAGGUGAGUUACAGCAAGAUUUGUAAAAUAGCUCACGGAUGAGUACAUAGGUAUUUUUUAACAUCUUUCUUGCUAGUUGGAAUACCAAUGCAUUAUAUCUCAGUAUGGGACUCCCCUAUGGUGUUGGCACAACAUCAAAUCAAAACCUAAACCUGGAAAAUCUGUUCAAAUAAAGGCUUGGGAUCCUGUGAAGUAUUAGAGUAAAUGAAAACAUCGACACUGGGAGAUAGAUAUAUCGAAUUGAAUAGAUUAAAUGUGAACAAUAAAGUAAACAUUAACAGUAACUAAAAUUAUAUUUGAAAACUCUUUUUUGUUAUAGAAUUGACAUGCGUCAAUUAAUAUUGUUUUAUGUUUCUUACCAGGGAGUUCUUCAAAACCUACGUUUUGUGUUUGGAACCACUUUGGAUGCUAUUCUGAGAAACAAAGGAUGUUCGAGCUGUAAGUAGACGCAACAUUUUCAGCUGCUUGUAGCUACAGCCAAAGCAAUAUGUUUCUCAUGCGUCAAUGUCAGGGCAAUGUAGCACAUAUCUUGGCAACUGAGAUCUUUCAGGACCUGUUGUGCCAAAACUUUAAGCUGUAUGACUUGGGGCUCAUAACUAAGUACAGGAGCACAUGGUGACAUUGUUAAGUAACAUAAAUUAACAUGAUUUGAUGCAGGAAAUAGCUCUUUGAAUCUAGUAGUAAUUCCCUUAAAUCUACUAUCAAUAGUUAUAUGUAUGUAUUUAAAAAAUAUAUAUCUUUAUAUGUAAUAACGCUAUAAUUAUAUCCAGAUAAUCACUUUAUAGUUCGUUAGAAUGGCAAUUCCCCUAUUCUCAUAUUCCUUAAAGAAUGAGCAGUAUUUGUAAUUUGUGUUUUUGUCCUUGUGCCAUUUCAGUGACAAAUUCCGUAAUUACUUUGGACAAUCCAGUCAAUGGCUCAAGUCCAGCAAUUAGAACAAAUUACAUUGGACACAAAACAAAAGACCUACAUGCUGUGUGUGGCAUUUCAUGUGAUGAUCUGGCCAGUAUGUUUCUGGAAUUGAAAGGCCUACGGACAAUUAUCACGAAUCUCCAGGACAAUGUCCGCAAAGUGGUAAGUAAUUCUACAAGUCCUAAUGUGGACUUUUGGUUACAUAAAAAUUCCAUAGCCCUCACUUUACAAAAGAUCCGCAGAAUGUCCACUUCACACACAAUAGAGUAAUUUUAAUGAAAAGACAUACCUCUUUCCACAAAACUAUAUUAAACGUAUCUAAAAAUAUAUAUUAUUUGUCAUUGUUUUUAUUAGACUGAGGAAAAUGAGCUUAUUGCGCAAGUGGUGAAGAUCACACCUGGUAUGUGCCUUCACAAUGGGGUCAAGCACAACAACCUUGACGAAUGGACCAUUGAUGCUUGCACAGAAUGCACUUGCCAGGUAAUAUACAUAAUACAAAAAUGGUUUGUUUUCUGCAGAAUGAUAAAGUGUAACUCCCAACCUGUCUAGAGAUAUAGUUUUAGUUAAUGUUAACUCUACAGAAGUUAUUAAAAAUAUGUCAGUUAUUGUUCAUAUUGAUGUAAUGUGGGGCUUGAAUUUCCAUAUAUCUCCUCUGUAAACUCAUUACCAUACUUAUGUGUGAUUCUGGACACACAGGACUGAAGUUUGUAUACUGUCAAAUCAGAUUCUAUGAUCUUGAAAAUGAAAGCCAUAAUUAUAACUGGCUUAACAUGACUACAAGGAAAAUAGUUGUGAAAGACCUGCUGUAACUUGCACUCAGAUGUAUUUGAGCGUGAGGAGAGAUCAAAUAAACCCAUAAAAUAUGCAAUCAGCCAUGUCCCAUACGAUUCAUGUACAGCACAUUUGUUGCUGAUGUUUUGGUAUCAUUUCACAUUAAAAUAACACAAUUUUCCUUUAACAUUUUUUUUAAUCCUACUUACACAGACACACAUUUUAGCCAAAUUCCAUGAUCAGAUAAUUUUUUUUAGCUAUGCUUACAUCCCAAUAUUAUUUAUGAAGCACCAAUGUAUACCACAGUGUUGUAAUUCUUUGUGUUUGCAUGUUAAGCAAUUUCACAUUUAAUAACGUAAAUGCUGCUGUUUAUGGUUUUAUUCAGAAUUCUGCAACCAUUUGCCACAAGGUGUCCUGUCCACUGGUCCCUUGCACUAAUGCCACCAUUCCAGAUGGAGAAUGCUGCCCCAGAUGUUGGCGUAAGUACUCAUAUACAGCUGUUCAAAAUAGUAAUAUCAUAAUAGCUAUGCUAAGGACACACACCAUCAGAUUAAAGUUUAUUUUACAUGUCUGAAUAAUUAGUGGUGUGGCAGUUGGGGACCGCCGAGUCAUCAUAGGUGAUGAUUUAGUUUUACUGUGAUAGAUCAUAUAUUUAUGGUUUUUAUCUUCAAGUUAAACAUUAUAUACAUAUACAUAUAAUUUUCAACUUUAAAAUAAAAACAAAUAUAUGAUCUAUUACUGUUGCAGAAGCAUAUUUAUCUGCCUUUACUACAUACCUGCAUAAACACUUUUAAAUGGAAAGGUGUAUCUAAAGCCUCAGGCAAAACAACUCAUUUUCAAAAGAUGAAAUGAGAAAUAUGCAGAUGGUAAUCUUGUACGUACCGGACAAGUUGAUUCAAGAAAAGAUAAAAUAUGUCUCAUGAGAGUGGGACAUCUGCAAACCUGGAGACUGAUAUUGAGACCUGCUCAGUCCUGUGUGAUUCAUUUUUCUGUUGGCUUGGCAUGUUUCCGUUUUAUUUAAAAAAAUAAAAUAAAAUGUUUCAUUCUUAACAAGCAUGACUCAUUAAUAAUAAAAUCAAUUCCAUGUAAAAUAUUUAUGGCACUAUGUCUUAGCAUUAAUUGUAAUAAACUUAUUUUGUAAUGAGUCAUUUGCAUGUUAUAUUAAGAAACUGCAAAUUUGAUAUGGUAUGAUCUUUGAUGUUAUUUUAAUUUUGUAUUUCUAGCAAGUGAUUCCGCUGAUGAUGGUUGGUCUCCAUGGUCUGACUGGACAGCUUGUUCUGUGACUUGUGGGCAUGGUGUCCAACAGAGAGGUCGUUCCUGUGACAGUCUUAAUAACCGCUGUGAAGGUUCCUCUGUUCAGACCAGGUCAUGUCAUAUCCAAGAAUGUGAUAAGAGAUGUGAGUAUGACAUAGCUACCUAAACAUUCCAAAGUAAAAAUUUUAAAAUGUACCAGACAAUUGUAAUGAUAUACAAAUAUAUGUAUUCAUUUUCUAGUCAAGCAAGAUGGUGGAUGGAGCCACUGGUCUCCUUGGUCUUCUUGUUCCGUGACCUGUGGAAAUGGUCAGAUCACCAGAAUCCGUCUUUGUAACUCACCUGUUCCUCAACUGAAUGGAAAACCAUGUGAAGGAGAAGGAAGAGAAAACAAGCCAUGCCAGAAAGACCCAUGCCCCAGUAUGUCUUUUCACUACUUUGUAAUAUUUUUGUGAACAUUUCUGUAGCUUUGUAUUAGUAUAUCUGCACUCUCUGUUCAAUAGCCUGGAUAAAAACUCAAAUAAGAGUUUUAAGAGAUUAAUUAAAAAAUAUGUAUUAUGUCAACAUUCCAGCUAUUGCUGGACUUUUAGAAUGAAGCCCUGCUAAAGGUCAUUAGGUGGGCACCACAGUGCCCUCAUAUCUUCUUUUUUGUUGAUGACAUGAAUGACUCACUAUUUUAAAUAAAUUUCGACUUUAAAAGCUACUGGUAAAUUAAUGAAUUUGGUUGUUGCUUCAUUCAACUUUUGAUUAAUGGACAUGUUUAAUACUUGUUUUCAGUUAAUGGCCAGUGGGGACCAUAUUCACCAUGGGACACAUGCAGUGUGACUUGUGGUGGAGGUGUUCAAAAACGUCAACGUCUUUGUAACAACCCUGAGCCUCAGUAUGGUGGUAAAGAAUGUCUUGGAGAACCUGAUGAUAGUCGGAUAUGCAACAAGCAGGACUGCCCAAUAGGUAAGCUAGUGGUACCCUACUUAUUUUAGAUAGGUUUCCCUUGUCAAUAUCUGUUUUUGAGCCACCUCACACUAACCUGCUUUUUUUCCUUAGAUGGUUGUCUCUCCAAUCCAUGCUUUGCUGGAGUUAAAUGUACAAGCUUCCCUGACGGGUCAUGGAAGUGUGGUGCUUGUCCUACAGGAUACAGAGGAAAUGGAGUUAAUUGCAAAGAUGUAGAUGAGGUAAAUAUUAUUUUUAAAAAUGGGACUUGUCAUGGUUUCUCGGAACUAUAGCAAUGUCUUGAAUCCUUGACCGAUAUCUUCUUAUGGGGUUUUCUGUUGCUGUAUACUUUAAAAUUUAUGGAACUAAAUUAGGAGUGACUCACCUUGACCUUCCAUCUGUUGCUGUAGAACAGUUGUAUUAUAACUACAAUGAUAAUGCCAUGUUCUAAACAAGAUAUCAGUACGAUAUUAAACGAUAAUUUUAGUCUGUCUCCACUUAUUGCCAAAGUUUUUAUUUAUUUUUUUAAAUCACCGACUCCAUUCGUUGAUGUUUUUUUCCUCAUAAAUAAUCAUUAUUUCAUAUUUUCUCUUAGUGCAAAGAGGUACCUGAUGCCUGCUUUACUCUUAAUGGAGUACACAGAUGUGAAAACACAGAGCCAGGUUACAACUGUCUACCCUGCCCACCACGUUAUGCAGGGACACAACCUUUUGGAAAAAGUGUUGAGGAUGCUACAGCAAACAAACAGGUAUGACCCAUUUUUCAGACAAUACAGAGAUAAUAUUCAAUUGGUCUCAUGAUAUUCUCUGUUGGUUGAUUGCUCAUUUUUGCCUGUUGUUACUGUAUAUUCCAAAAAGUCUUUUAGUAACUAAACAAUAAAUGGAAUUUAAUGAUGAUAAGAUAGAUUUAACUCAGAUAUGGGAAUCUUUGAUUAACCAUAUGUUAUAAUGACACUUAUCCUAUGUUGGUUUUUUUUUUUCCCUGAAUUUUGUAGGUUUGCAAACCACGUAACCCUUGCACUGAUGGAACCCAUAACUGCAACAAGAAUGCAAGAUGUAUAUACCUCGGUCAUUAUACUGAUCCCAUGUUCCGAUGUGAAUGCAAACCAGGAUAUGCUGGCAAUGGCAUCAUCUGUGGAGAAGAUACAGAUUUAGAUGGAUGGCCAAAUGAAAACCUUAUAUGUGUUGAUAAUGCUACUUAUCAUUGCAAGAAGGUAAGUGGUUUAGUGAAGGUUUAUACCAUUUUUAUGUUAUCUUUAAACUAGUAUCAAAAUGCCCCACAGAUUACUUUUAGUACCUGUUUAAAAGUGAAUAUUAACAUUAUAAACUAUACAAUAUAUUACAUAGCGAUAUGACACAAUAUGACUCCAUAUUCCAUCAUUAGUUUAAACAAAACUAUUUUUCACAACCUAAUUUUAGGUGGGAAGCCAUAAAUCAUGUAUCACACAGAAAAUUUAGUAAAUGGAUUUUGAUUUGUAGCAUUCAAUUUUAUGGACAGGUUCAGUGACCAGUAGUAUAGCCUUAGUUUCCAUUUACUUAUUUCAGAAACCAAGACUAACUUUUUCCCCCCCCUUUAUAGGACAACUGCCCCAACCUUCCCAACUCAGGACAAGAAGAUUAUGAUAAAGACGGAAUUGGAGAUGCUUGCGAUAGUGAUGAUGAUAACGAUGGAAUCCCGGACGAUAGGGUAAGAAUGCAAAAUACAUAUUAAUUUAUUGGUCAGGUUACUUUCCUUGCCUACCGCACAGUCAAACAUCCCAGCUGGAAAGUAAACACUGCUUCUUCUUCCUCCUCCAUAAAAAUAACAUGUCAUUGUGAAAUUUGUCUAGUAAAUUGCGAAAUUUCUUGGCUAUGUUUUACUAUGAAGUGUUUUGCUAAGACUGGACUUUGAAAGUGAAAUUGACCGUUGGCUUCCUGAGCAAAGUUAGCUACCAGCAGAGUAACAGAAGUUGAAGCACACAGAUGUUAUGCUCCCUAUCCUCAAUUCGCAGAUUCCAACAUCUAUGUGUCACUUUUCAGUUGGACCGACUAGCAUUCAGUGGUCUCAGCUUGAGCUAAAAAUAUCACAUUCUAGAAUUUAACUGUCCAUGGUUUCUUCAUUAUGGAGAUUCAUGCUGUUUUCAGCCAGUAUAAAAUAGCCUCAAGGGAAAUAAGUACAUUCUAAAAAUGUGAUUAUCUAGGGAUAAAAUCUAUAACAUUUUGAUUGAUAAAUUAGCGAGUUUACUUUUACUAUUUCUACAUCCUUUAUGGGUAACCAAGGUUACCCAUAAAGGAUGUAGAAAUAGUAAAAGUAAAUUUGCUAAUUUAUCCUAUUUAUAACCGACCUGAAUGGUACCCUCUCUAGGAAUGGAUUUUUAAUAGCAGAUAAACAAGGCAUAACUGUAUCUGUACAUCAUAUAAUUGGUUGUACUAUUGACAAGCAGGGUAAAAAUAGGAAUUUUGGAUAAGACUUGCAAAAGAGAUUUAAUGACAGAAAAGGUCCUGUGAGGUGUAUUUCCAGAACACGAUAACUAGCUAGACAUCGGACUGCUUAAGUUAUUAACAAUUUUGUUUUCUUUUUUCCCAGGACAAUUGCCCUUUCAUUUACAACCCGGCUCAGUACGACUAUGAUCGCGAUGAUGUGGGAGAUCGCUGUGAUAACUGCCCUUAUAAUCACAACCCAGAUCAGGCUGACACAGACAAUAACGGGGAAGGAGAUGCCUGUGCAGUGGAUAUUGAUGGAGAUGGUUAGUGUUAUUUUUUAAAUUCGAUAGUCUCUGAUUAAAUGUUACCUAAAGUUUAAUGGCCUUCCAGCAGUCAAACAUUGUCUACAUCCAAUGUACUUGUUUGUAUUUAUAACACUGAGAACAUGUUUGUUUAGAGAGAAUAAAAAUUUCCUAGAGUUUUUUUAUAAUUUAUAUUAUGCCUAGUUACAUAUGGUAACAGCACAUGUCAUAUCUUCUAUCUCACCACAGGUAUCCUCAAUGAAAGAGACAAUUGCCCCUAUGUAUACAAUGUAGAUCAGAAGGACACAGAUAUGGAUGGUGUCGGUGAUCAAUGUGACAACUGUCCAUUGGAACACAAUCCAGAACAGGUAUAUUUACUUAACUUGAACUUCAUAUUUAAUGUGCCUUACAGCACAGCAUUGUUCUUCAGCUUUCUGAUGAUAGGGUUAAACUGGAAUGAUAUACCAAGGUAUUGAAACUUCUCUGCCAGGCUUAUUAAACCUUAACGUGAAAUUUUCUAACUCAACAAAUAAGUAACUUAUUAGCAACUAUUUUCUAGGACAGAGAAAAAAAAACUGGUCUCCCUCUAAGAAAUUCAAAAUGUUUAUAAAGAUCAGAUCGCAUUAUACAGAAUUUUGACUCAUAGGUACUUUUAACACAAAAACGUUUAAUGAUUAAACGUCUCUGCAGAUAAUAAAAGAGUUAUAAUAAAAAUAUAUUAAUAACCUGUAUAGAAAUAGCUAAAAAGGCUACACUUGCUUUAACCAGUUUGUUUGAGAGCAUGCUGCCAGACAAAUUUGUUAACGGUUCCAGAGUCUGUCCUGCUUUGCCAGGACUAAGAAAGGAACAUGUUAUUCUGGCAACCAAUAGAAUGAUAAUUUAGAUUAACCAGUCUGUGCCAUUCCGCAUGUCACGGAUUAACUACUUUUGUAAAACUUAUCACAUUAAUCUUACAGUAUUGUUCUGUUUUAAGCUGAACACAAGCAAAAAUUCCCUAGCAUUUACACAGAUUUUUGUCAUGAGAAAAAUAAAUGGGUUCUCACAUAAUUAUCUUUAGGAAGUACUUUUUGUACCAGAAUUAAUGCCACAUAAUAGGAGACUUAUAUGAGGUUACUCCCUGGCACACUGGCCUUGAUUACAUUGAAAAUACCGCUUUGAACUUAGUAUUUUCUCAUAAAGUGUUAAGUGGAGCUUUGAGGAUUAAAAUAUUUUUGAAAGAUAUACAAAGUUUAGAUGUCCGUCCACUCCUGUUUUUUAUGUUCUCGAUAAUAACCUUCUGUAACAAAAUGAUAUCUUCCAGAGUCAAGUUCAGCUUGAUCGCUAAGACACUAAUUACAUUUCCGAUAAAAGCUGCAACUUCUGCCAGUUUGCUUACUGCUCUGAGAUGUGUUUCUGUUAGAGUAGGAGUGUGAGUUCAUAAGUGGAAGUAGCUGAAGUGUAGAAAACACAUUGCAUUAACAUACACGCUCUGUUAUUAAAACGAUGCAAAACAACUUCGGACCAACCUCAUUUGGUCAGAACUUAACCACUCAUUAAGUGGCCAAGAUGUUACACGUCAGUUUUCACAAAGCACUCAUCAUAUUGUUUUCUUAAAGCCUUGUUCUUUUAUACACAUUUUCAUCAUGGCUUUCUUCCACUUCCAGACUGACUCAGAUUCAGAUCUUAUUGGAGAUAAAUGUGACAGCAACCAGGACAUUGAUGAAGAUGGACACCAGAAUAACCUGGACAACUGCCCAUACAUCCCCAAUGCUAACCAGGCAGACCACGACAAGGAUGGCAAGGGUGAUGCCUGUGAUCAUGAUGAUGACAAUGAUGGAAUUCCUGAUGAUAAAGAUAACUGCAGACUUGUCUACAACCCUGACCAGAUCGAUAGUAACGGUGAGAGUCAUUUCAUAACACACAGCUUAAUGAUCUACAUUAUCAGUUUUCUGGCUUCAUAAGAAAAUAAAAAUUACCAACAGAUUUUUAGGAAAUAUUGUCUGUAGUUUUCCAUUUGGGUUUCACUUUAAAGGAGAUUGUGGAACAAAUUGAUAAAAUUAGAACUUUAGCAUAUUCAUAAAUAGAAUAUUCACAAAUAAGUCAUACUUUUCCUAUUAGAUAUAAUAAUUAACUAAUCCUUUCAAUGUUUGAAAUAUUUGCAUGUGUGAUGGCUUUAAAUUGUAUACUGAUUAAUAAUAAUUUAUUUUCUUAAUCAGGUGAUGGACGUGGAGAUGUUUGCCAGUUUGACUUUGAUGAUGAUAAGAUUCCUGACUCUGAAGAUGUUUGCCCUGAAAAUGUCGACAUUAGCACAACAGAUUUCCGUAAAUUCCAGAUGGUGCCUUUGGAUCCUAAAGGGACUUCACAAAUUGAUCCCAACUGGGUGGUCAGACAUCAAGGCAAAGAACUGGUACAGACUGUCAACUGUGAUCCUGGGCUUGCUGUUGGUAAGUAGUAGUAGUAGUAUUCAAAUCCAAAACAAGAACUAUUAAGUGCUUGAUUAGCACAUUCAAUAUUCCAUGUUUCACUAUGAUUUUAUAAUUAUAUUGUUUUGCAUACACAAACAUUGAGAUCUCCCUGGAGUAUGCAAGGGGUUUUUCAUUAAACUAGUCAAGGUUUUUACAAAAGUCUUUAAACUAUAUAUUUUUUUAACAAGGAAAUAAAUUCCUAUGGAUCACUAGCGUGUCAUUGCAUAACUUUGUGUAACAUCAAGGUACUGUGAUUGAUUUGGACUACAUAAUAUUUUCUCUUUUGUGCUUUCUAGGUUUCGAUGAAUUUAGUGCCGUUGACUUUAGUGGAACAUUUUUCAUCAACACCGAGAGGGACGAUGAUUAUGCUGGGUUUGUGUUUGGCUAUCAGUCAAGCAGCCGCUUUUAUGUGGUUAUGUGGAAGCAAAUAACCCAGACGUAUUGGGAUACAACACCUACUAAAGCUCAGGGAUAUUCAGGCCUCUCUAUCAAGGUUGUGAAUUCCACCACUGGACCAGGCGAACACCUUCGUAAUGCUCUUUGGCACACUGGAAAUACUGCAGGACAAGUAAGUCUCCAUGAAAAAGCAAAACACAUUAAAACAUUAAAACUUCUUACUAGUUAAUGGUUUCUGAAUAGAACUGGGGGAAGUGCAAGUCAAUAUAUAUAUAUAUACACACACAAUAAUAAUAGCAAUGCCUCUUUGUAUUUUGAGGUGACUUUUUGGAAAUGCUAAGUUUUUGUUACUGUACAUACUGCUAGCACUUAAAGGGUUGAACUGACAUGUAAUACUGCAAUUACUCUAGCUACUGUAUCUAAUACAAAUAUAUUUAUUAGGUCCGUACUUUGUGGCACGACCCUCGUCAAACAGGAUGGAAAGACUUUACAGCUUACAGAUGGCAUUUGACCCACAGACCCAAGACUGGUUUUAUUCGGUAAGACAUAAAAACUUUUGUGAUUACUGCUUUAUAUGAGCAGUAACAAUGUACAUUCUAAAUAGCACAAUAUCUCACUCAUGAUAGCAGAAAACUAUUCUUCAAACUGUGUGACCACGUUAUUCGUUGUAUAACUAAAUAAAUUUUUAACCAAAAGAACAUUUUAGAAUUAUGUAUUGUGUGAUUGAUAGAAAAAAAAAAAACAUGAAGCAAAAUCUAGUUAGUAAGUUGUUUUUUUUUUUUUUAACAAAGUCUGUUUUGUUCUAUGAAGGUGUCAGUCAGAAUCAGUAAGGUUUUGAUUCAUAUGUUUGCUAGCAAUUUCUUAAUUGGUUUUUUCCCACAUAAAAUGUGUGUUUAAACAAAUUUGAAGUCAGGAAUCUUAUUGUUCAUAUAUAUAAAUAAAGAAUUUGAUUUUAAUGUCUGUAAUUUUUUCAGGGUGGUGAUGCACGAAGGCAAGAAAGUUAUGGCCGACUCAGGUCCAAUCUAUGAUAAAACAUAUGCUGGAGGAAGAUUAGGCUUAUUUGUCUUCUCACAAGAGAUGGUAUUUUUCUCCGAUCUAAAAUAUGAAUGUAGAGGUGAGUCAAAAAGGAAAAAAAAGUACCUAGAAAUAUCAAAAUAAACAUGUAUAAAAUUCAUGAACCUGUACCAUAAAAAUUUAUAGUCUGCCAUCAUGAGAACAUUCCACAAGAAUAAUGUUCCCUUUGAUAAUUUCAAGUUAGCCAUUACCAUUUUAUGUCAUAUAGCCCCAGACAUGGUCCAUAGAUAUAUAAUGAUGUAAUCCCCAUAUAAAUGAUCAAUGAUGUUGGCACUACUUAAAAACUAAAGUGCUUUUAAGUAAAAUCCCUUGAAUUAUAGAUAAAACAUCCUCAAUAUGAUGAAAGAUCGAAUUGAUGCAUCUACAAGAAACAAUGUUUUUAUUUUUCUAAUAAAAUCUUUUUAUUUUUUUUUUCAGACUCCUAAAUCUGGACGUUAUUCAUUCAAUGAAUGUUAAGAAAACUUCUCAGCACCUUCGGAAAUGUUAGAUAUUUACUAUCAUUCAAACCAUUUCUACAAUCUUUUUUAUUUUAUUUUUUUAUGAUAAAAUAUUUUGUUAUGGUUUUGGAAGAUAACAAUUGAUUGAUUUCUAAAACUUGCAAUGCACAUUAGAACAAUGAACUAAAUUGGACUUUUUUUCUUAAUGAGUAUUUUUGGGGUCGAUAGCUGGGCUGGCCAGAUGCAGUACAGCCCAAAAGUCUUUCUCCACCUAGUGCCUGGCAGAGCUUUUAUGCAAGAACUGCAGAAAGAAAGAAAAAAACAUAUAUACAUAUAUAAUAGGUAUACAAAAGCAAUACCUUUUUUAUAAAAUACAUUUUUAUAAAGACUUCUUUGGAACUUUUUCAUAGGCUUAUGUUCCAUGUGGACAUUAAAUAAUCCAACAAUUCGUGUUCUCAAAGAAUUGUCAUGAUGUUUAUUUUUAUUUUUACUUUUAUUUUUUUAUGUUUUUGGAAUGGCUGCUCUUUUGCUAAAGAGAAAAGAUGCAAUAUUUUAGAAACAAAUUUGCUUUCACAGAAAAACCUUUUGCUGUUUGAAAAAAAAAAAACAUGGAAUCAUCAGCGUAGGAUAUGUCGUCUGCAUAUGUAGCUAGAACGGUCUCAGAGCUGAUGUAUGUGAGAGUUGAACCCAGUUGUGUAUAAAUGUUCUAGAUAUCACUGCCUAAAUUAACGUGUUUGGAUGUAGCAUAUGUGUGUGUAAGUGUUCGUUUGCAUGUGCGUACGUACGAGAGACUGUUUCGAAUAAACUGUAUAUUUAAUUGAGUUAGUAGUGAUGCACUUGUUCCUGCUUUUGUCAAAAAAAUGUUUGCUCAACAUAACGGACCAGUAGGUUCAACACAGUUAUUGGUACUUGUAUGGACAUUGAAAUGGUUACAAAGGGACAUAAAUAUAGAUGGCAGACAAUAUAGCAAGCCGGUGACAAAAAACUGUUACAGGAAAACAUCCAGAACAUAAUGUACAUGUAUUUAUUUUUGACUGUACAAAACACAGAGUAAAUCUUGAUCAUUCGUCUGUGUGGUUAGUAAAGUUGUAUUUACAAGGGUCCAUAAUUCAGGCUACGCUAUAGAUCUGUGUUUUCGGAAGGCGAGACAGCUAUGUUGAUCUUUGAAAAGAACCGGAGGGAGACCAAGGCAAGAGGGGUGGAGAGCCAAGAAAUGGCAGUCUGCCUUUGCUAAACAUUUAAAUGUAAACCAUAUGUGCCUCUAUAGUCAUAUAACAACCUAAUUACAUUUCAGCAGGUAAACAGUUCCUUUCUGCAAAGAUAUUUACAAAAGAAAAAAGCAAAAGUUUAAACUUCACAUACAAAUAUUACCUCAUUGUGCGACUGAGCAAUAGAAAUGUCUGUGUUUCAAGAGGAAAGAAAAAAAAUUGGAUAAAUAUUUAACUUGCAUUUAAAAAUCUACUGUAGUGUUAUUCAGUUUUGUAAAUAGUUAUAAUGACUGUUUAUCCCCAGGAAAGUAUUUUAAACAUGUUUUUUUUUUUUUUUUUAAAUAAAGGAUAUUGUAAUAUUUUUUUUCUAUAUUUUAGUAUUUUUGUUGCUUUUUUUGUAUAAAUGAUUUUGUUUGUAUUACAGUUUAGUGUAUUGGAUAUUUUUGUAGAUAUGCUAUUUAAAUAAUUUAUCAAGGAAAGCUUUGUGCAGAGACUUUGCUCCUGUUUGUAUAAACUGUUUUGCACUUGAAAGAGCUUUGCAAUACCUGCCCCAGAUUUUUUUUUUUUAUAACUGUGUAUAACUUUUUGUUAAAGAAAGAGAGAAAACAAUGUCUUUUAUACACAUUUUAUGUGUUAGUGUUACCGGUCUUUUUUAAUAAUAAUAAUAAAAAAUCCUUGUAAAUUGUACAGCGAAAAGUGGUUUCAUGUAAAAUAUGAAAUAAACCAUAAAAUUUUAUUGUA
Messenger RNA from Pelobates cultripes (western spadefoot toad), 15995 nucleotides. Lineage: Eukaryota; Metazoa; Chordata; Amphibia; Anura; Pelobatidae. The record is from the annotation of a GenBank genome assembly.